Molecule: messenger RNA, 771 nt
Organism: Blastocystis hominis
Lineage: Eukaryota; Bigyra; Opalinata; Blastocystidae
Exons: 2
Coding region: 1-771 (256 amino acids)
Biological process (GO): intracellular signal transduction
Molecular function (GO): guanyl-nucleotide exchange factor activity
Source: RefSeq, a predicted model, not a curated record
AUGCCCUCAAAGCGCUAUUAUGCGUGUAAGGAGUUUUGUGAAACAGAAAGAACGUAUGUCAGUGAUUUGGAGCUAAUCUGUUCAAUUUUCAUCGAUCCAAUGAAGCAGCUUGGUCUUUUAUCAGACGAAUUAGAAUAUGUUCUUUUCAGCAAUAUUAGAGCAAUUCUAUCGGUUCACAAGCGUCUCUUGGGUGACCUAGAGUCUCAACUUGCAAAUAAGGAGUAUGAUGCUCUUUGUCUAGGUUAUCUCUUUAUGUAUUAUACUCCCUUUCUGAAGCUCUAUAAGGUGUAUGUCCAGUCUCAAAGGAACUUUGUUCUUGUUUUCAAUGAGAUUAUGAGGAACAAGCGUAUAUGUGCCUUUUUGAAUCAAGUCCAACAUGAUGAGCGCUGCCGUGGCUUGGAUUUAUCCGGAUUUUUAAUCAUGCCCGUACAACGUAUCCCUCGCUACAGGCUGCUCUUGAAUGAAAUUAUAAAGCAUACGCCACCAACUCAUCCAGACUACCCAUUUUUGGAGAAAUCGAUCGAUUCCAUCUCCAAGGUAGCUUCUAUGUGUGAUGAAUCUCUUGACUGGGAAGAAGACUCUCAGAUCUUAUGUGCGUUGCAAAAGUGCGUUCCUCACGUCGAAAUAAUUCGGCCCAACCGGUUUAUCAUUCGAAAGGUGCAUUUUGUUUUCAUUGUGUUUAGCGUUAGUAUAGAGCCCAAGACUCGAAACUCUUUGUUUUCAACGACCUUAUUGUCAUUACGAACAAUUACCAGAAGGUGUCAAAAGUAA